Molecule: messenger RNA, 207 nt
Organism: Phytophthora nicotianae INRA-310
Lineage: Eukaryota; Oomycota; Peronosporomycetes; Peronosporales; Peronosporaceae
Exons: 2
Coding region: 1-207 (68 amino acids)
Source: RefSeq, a predicted model, not a curated record
AUGGCCGAGUUUGAGCGCACCAACGACUUAAUGAGACAAUACGGGGACUAUCGCAAGUGGAAAGGCGGGAUGAAGCACUCGAGUGUGUCCAAGGAAUCACCCUGCGGGCUCAUCAACGGAAAGAUGCUGGCCUCUCGCAUCGGAAAGAACGACAACAUUCAAGAAGUGAUUAAGAGUGGAAACGCGUUUAAGCACCCUGAAGAUUGA